Messenger RNA from Fomitopsis serialis, 603 nucleotides. Its product is annotated as RanBP1 domain-containing protein. The record is from RefSeq and is a predicted model, not a curated record. Gene Ontology annotation, biological process: nucleocytoplasmic transport. The coding region runs from base 1 to 603 and encodes 200 amino acids. Gene Ontology annotation, cellular component: nuclear pore; cytoplasm. Lineage: Eukaryota; Fungi; Basidiomycota; Agaricomycetes; Polyporales; Fomitopsidaceae. Gene Ontology annotation, molecular function: GTPase activator activity. The transcript has 5 exons.
AUGACCGACACACCUGACGCUCUCGCCCCCAGGGAAGAGGAGCACGACCCUCAUUUCGAGCCCGUUAUCAAGCUCACGGAGCAGGUAACAACGAAGACGAAUGAGGAGGACGAAGAUGUGCUCUUCAAAAUGCGUGCCAAAUUGUUCCGAUUUGCAUCGGACUCCUCUGAGUGGAAAGAACGUGGUACCGGCGACGUUAGGCUGCUCCAGCACAAGGAGACGAAGAAAGUGCGGCUAGUGAUGCGGCGCGAUAAGACACUCAAGGUUUGCGCGAACCACGCCAUCACGUCCGACAUGAAGCUGCAGCCCAACAUCGGCUCUGACAGGAGCUGGGUCUGGAAAGUGGCGGCGGACUACUCUGAGUCUCCCCCUACGUCGGAAACGCUCGCGAUUCGCUUCGCAAACGCGGAGAAUGCGGCCGAGUACAAGGUGGCUUUCGAGGAAGCACAGAAGGCAAAUGCGGGCCUUGUCGGUGGUGCUCCUGCUGCUUCUGAGGAGAAGCCCGCAGAGGAAGCGGAGGAGGAGGAGGUCCCAGCAGAGGGGCUCGCAGAUGAAACGGCUGAGGAGAAAGAAGAGGCCGCUGAGGAGAAGAAGGAAGAGUAA